Molecule: messenger RNA, 303 nt
Organism: Pleurotus ostreatus (oyster mushroom)
Lineage: Eukaryota; Fungi; Basidiomycota; Agaricomycetes; Agaricales; Pleurotaceae
Exons: 4
Coding region: 1-303 (100 amino acids)
Source: RefSeq, a predicted model, not a curated record
AUGACUUGCCUAGUGAUUUGCGAAAAUUGCUUCAAAGCCAGGGGUUACCGCGUAAAGACUGGUUCUUCCCGCCAAGAUCACAGGCCGAUCGUUCUCGCUGAUCCCGAUCCCCGAUUGAGAUAUGGAUGUUGGCACGCCCACCUUGGGUGCAGUGCUCGCACCAACCAUCUGCUGGCGGUUGAGAACCAUGCCAAGUCGUGCAAAUUCACAUGCGUCGUUACGUGCACCCAGUGCUGGCAGGUAGUCCCUGUGGCUGACUAUGAGGACCACAAAGAUGGGUCUAAGGGUGUUCUCUAUAUUUGA